UACAAUUCGGACAGUCCGCAGGGACGAUUGCCGACCAACAUGUGGGGGCCAGGAACCACAUUGUUUUUGGGGUUGGGACAUCACGCAUGGCAAAGUGAUCGACAGCCUGGAUCUGUGUCGAUUUUUAGCAGACUGGCAGCCUCUCAUCUUGAGCAUGUCCCAGCCAGCUCAGGAACAGGUUUGUUGACACAACUUUCUUAUAAGUGCAGGCAAAGACGCUCAAAUAUCCUCUACCGAAAACAUCAAGUUUUCUCGCCACUGAACUGGUCCUGCAAGUGAGAGACAGGCCUGAAGGGAGCAGCCUUGGGAAACUAAAAAAUGGUCCAGUUACAAGAGGUCAGCAACGAGAUGGCAGACCGCCUGAAGGCGAUUGAAAAGGAACACGAGAAAAAGACAAACGAUGCUGCCUCAACACCAGGUCAGCCAGCAACAGGAGAUUCCGCCGCCGCCUCAAGCACCAAGCAUGGCCCCAUACCAGCACCGGGUCCGCCAGGUCUGGCAGACGUCAUGAUGGGCGCGCUCCCCUCGAUGCCCCCGGCCCGGACAGCAUUUGGCGAGAAGAAGACUGUCGACGAAGUAGCCGCCGAGCUGAAGAAGUCGCCCUUUUUCAUGACGGAGCUCGAGGAGAACGACGAGACGGAGGCGUUCAAGGCGCUUGCGUACGAGGGCACGCCCCUCGAGAACGCUGGCGAGUUCAAGCACCAAGGCAACGAGUGCUUCAAGGCAAAGCGCUGGUUCGACGCAAAGGAGUUCUACACAAAGGGCGUCUUGAUCCUCGCGGCCGAGGAGCGGAAGCGGAAACCCGGAGCAGAGGGGGGUGGGUGGAAACUCAGCGACGACGAGCGGCAGCAAGCCGUCGACGAGAAGUGGGCCGAGACAACAGACGAGGACAUUGCAAACGCCACCGUUGCCAAGCAGAAACAGCUCCUCGAGCAGCUCUACGGCAACCGCGCGGCAUGCCACCUCGAGCUCAAGAACUACCGGAGCUGCUGGCUCGACGGCGCUGCCGCACUGCGCCUCAACGACAAGAACGUCAAGGCGUACUACCGCUCCGCGCGGGCGUUUCUUGCCGUCGACAGGAUCCCGGAGGCUGACGACGCGUGUGCCCGCGGGCUGGAGAUUGACGGGAACAAUGCCUCGCUCAAGGCAGUUGCGCGGGACAUUAUCAAGCGCAACGAGCAGGUCACGGCCAAGGCGCGCAAGGAGGCGGAGCGGGAGGCCCGGGAGAAGCGCCGCGCGACGCUGCUCCAGGCGGCCCUCAAGGCGCGGAACAUCCCGACCCGCGAGACGGCGCAGCCGCCCGAGAUGGAGGACGCCAAGCUCGAGCUCGUCCCGGACCCGGAUGAUCCCCGGAGCAGCCUGAGCUUCCCGACCGUGCUCCUGUACCCUGUACACCUGCAGAGCGACUUCAUCAAGGCGUUCAAUGAGAUGCAGUCGGUCGGCGACCACCUCGAGUACAUCUUCCCGCUGCCGUGGGACCAGGAGGGGAAAUACACCAGUGCCGGCGUUGAGUGUUAUAUGGAGACGAUGGCGGGCGGGCUGAUCAAGGUAGGCAAGAAGUUGCCACUACUCAAGAUCUUGGGCUCAGGCAAGGUGGAGGUUGUGGACGAAGUUGUGAGGAUAUUUGUGGUGCCCAAGGCUGAUGCCACCGCUUGGGUUGCCGAAUUCAAAAGCAAGAAGGCAGCCGAGAGGGGCGGAUCAUAGCUAUAGCUUCAGCACAAAUAAAUGAAUAUCCAAGUCAAA
Microdochium trichocladiopsis is the source of this 1743-nucleotide messenger RNA. RefSeq lists its product as uncharacterized. Gene Ontology annotation, biological process: protein folding. Lineage: Eukaryota; Fungi; Ascomycota; Sordariomycetes; Xylariales; Microdochiaceae. Gene Ontology annotation, molecular function: Hsp90 protein binding. The record is from RefSeq and is a predicted model, not a curated record. The transcript has a single exon. Bases 319 to 1704 code for a protein of 461 amino acids.